Messenger RNA from Schistocerca gregaria, 4195 nucleotides. RefSeq names its product glutamate dehydrogenase 2-like. Gene Ontology annotation, molecular function: L-glutamate dehydrogenase (NAD+) activity; protein binding. The transcript is spliced from 3 exons. The coding region runs from base 65 to 4105 and encodes 1346 amino acids. Gene Ontology annotation, cellular component: mitochondrion. Lineage: Eukaryota; Metazoa; Arthropoda; Insecta; Orthoptera; Acrididae. Gene Ontology annotation, biological process: L-glutamate catabolic process. The record is from RefSeq and is a predicted model, not a curated record.
CAUUCAAGACGCGUUUUGCUCAUUUCACCAACCCCCCCCUUCCCUUCACUACCACCCCGUCGCCAUGACAGAGGAAUCCUUCGACAUCACCACCGCGCGCCUCCUCUCCGCCGCCGCCAGCGGAAAUCUAGAAAAACUCAAAUCUGCUAUCCUAGGCAAUAACUGCUCUCACGUCAGAGACUACGACUCUCGAACUCCCCUUCACCUCUCCGCCUCCAACGGAUACCUGGACUGCGUCAAGCUACUCGUCGAAACCGACCCCACCAUGAUCAACUCCAAAGACCGAUGGAACCACACCCCAUUAAUGGACGCCCUCGACGCCGGCCACGAACUCGUCGUCGAAUACCUCUGCUCGAAGGGGGCAACCACCUGUUACUCCUCCUACGAACUUGCCCAAAAACUCUCCGCCGCCGCCUCGGAGGGAUCUCUCUUCCUGGUCAAGUUCUUCCUAAAAUUCGGCGCGGACGUUAACUCGGUCGACUACAACGGCAAAUCCGCCCUUCACUUCGCCGUCUCCUCCAGGCACACUUCCAUCGUCCGCCUGCUCCUCGAGCACGGCGCGGACGUCAACAUCUCGGACCGAUGGGGCCUCACCCCCAUCUCCGAAGCCGCCCAAUACAACUACACCGAACUGGUAGAGAUGAUGCAAGCCUAUUCCGACCUCUCCGUGCGCCUCGACAACUUCAAAAACUCGGAAUGCUUCAUCUCCGCCCUGUACCAAAUCAUCAAGUUCCUCUUCGAAAAGGAAAAGUGGAACUACACCAGCGGCUGGCACGUCCAAGAAAACUUUGCCGUCACUUCCGAAGCCUGGCUCGCCUCCACCUCCGACGUGUGCCGCCUGUCCUGCUGGAGACAAGCAGCCGAAAACGCCAAAUUGCCCAUCGACAACUCCUCCAUCAUAGGCCGCGUCAUUCAAACCGGCAAGUCCGAACAAAUCUCCCACCCAAACCCCGACAGCGACGGCACGCUCGAUCCAGACCUCCUCCUGUCCACCGGCUUCAAAUCCACCCUCGUCAUCCCCAUCUCCAUCGACGACAAGAUCCUCGGCGCCCUCGAAUUCAGGAGCUUCUCCCACCUCUCUCUGAGCGCGGAGUCCAUCCGCAACAAGGAAUCCAUCGUCUCUCGCAUGAUCACCAACUACCAACGACAAUUCAACAGCACCUCCGGCUGCCAAAAAUUCGUCUUCGCCGACCAAGUUAACGAGGUCUUCCGCCUCGUACUCGAAGCGGGUUUCUUCACCAAGUCCGUCGUGCGCAGAGAAGUCGAGUGGUACUACACAGGCCUCGGCCUCCACGAGUUCUACUGGCGCCAAUUCUCCCCUCAAAAAAUCAGCCAGCAUAUCAUGGCCUUCAUCGCCGCCAAACUCCAGGGGCAAACCACCGGCACCUCCGAAGUCGUCCGCUACCGAGUCGAGGAAACCCACAGCGCCCUGUACAUCUACCCCCUCGAAGAAGCCGUCGACGUCGAGCGACGCAUCGAAACCCGCUGGCUCGCCGAAGGGUACCAGGGAUCUAAACUGGGCCCCUCCCACGACAAAUACGGAGUCAGCGUGAAGCAAUUCCUAUCCGAAGGAUACUCCACUCCUGAAAGCAAGCAAAAAGUCAUCAUCUACCUCGUCUCCGCCGACCCCUACGUCUGCACCGACGACAACGUCCGACCCUCCUCGGACAUCUGGAAAAUCAGCACCGGCUCCUUCCUGCUCGAAAAAGUCUACCAGUCUCGCCGAAGAUACGAACGCUGCAUCAAAGAGUGCCUCAAGAACACCGGAUUCGUCAUCUCCGUCGACCCCUCCGUCACCCACAAGACGGGCUCCGGCCGCUCAAUCGUCAUCACGAUCUGCUACAUGCUCGGCUCCACUCACUCCUUCCUCAGCUCCAUGACCCUCCUCCUCCAGCGGUACAACCUCUGUCCCGUCAGAAAAUACAUCGAAACGUUCGCGAACGGCCUCAUCGCCUACUCGUUCCACCUCGACAACGUGUCCGACGCCCAAGUCCGAGACAUCACCGACGUCGCCUGCCUCAACUGGAUCCUCCCGCGCACCUCCCUAUCUCCCAUGGUCGAGCUCAGGCUCGUCGACCUGCCCGUGAUCCAAUGGGCCUAUUGCGGCUGGAAGUUCGCCUACCACUUCCUGUCUCGCGUCCCCGAAGAAUGGCUCUCCCUCUACGAGGCCUACAAAGACAACACCAACACCCGCGUCCAGCUCCUGCAGCUCAAGAAGAGAAUGCGCAACGACCUCAUCACGGAGGCGCGCGUGUCCGAAACCAUCAUGCAAAACCCGGACCUGAUCCAGUCCAUGUACGAAGACUUCAAAGAGAGCUUCUGUCCCCGCGAAGACGGCAGCAAGGGCACUCGCCCCCAAUUCAACGGAACCCUCUGGAACCGCAUCAACAAGGCGUCGCUCUCCCCAGUCGACAUGGAGAUACUGCGCGCCCUCUUGAACUUCAACUGCCACAUCUUGAAGACCAACUUCUACAAGAAGAACAAAGUCGCCCUGUCCUUCCGCCUAGACCCGAUCUUCCUCGCCGGCUGCGACUACAGCAUCAUUCCCUACGGUGUGUUCCUGGUGAUCGGCGCGGAGUUCCGGGGGUUCCACAUCCGCUUCGACGACGUGGCCCGCGGCGGCAUUCGCCUCAUCAUGAGCCGCAACAAGCAGAUCUGGCAGAGAAACGCGGAAGGACUUUUCGACGAAAACUACAACCUCGCCCUCACUCAAACUCUCAAGAACAAAGACAUCCCGGAAAGCGGCAGCAAGGGAACCGUGUUCCUGAACGUUGACCACCAAGACAAAGCCGAAAUCGCCUUCAGGAAGUACUUCGACUCCAUACUAGACCUGAUUCUUCCAUCUUCCGACGUGAUCGACUACUUCGGCCAACCGGAAAUCCUCUUCUUCGGCCCCGACGAGGGCACCGCCGGCUUCAUGGACUGGGCCGCCCUCCACGCCCGAAAGAGAGGGUACAAGUUCUGGUCCUCCAUCACGACCGGCAAAUCCCCCUCCCUAGGCGGCAUCCCGCACGACCUGUACGGCAUGACUACCAGCAGUGUUCACGAAUUCGUGUUGGGCAUCAUCUCCAAACUCGGGCUGAAAGAAGAACAGCUCCGAAAAGUCCAGACCGGAGGACCCGACGGCGACCUCGGCAGCAACGAAAUCAAAAUCUCUAAAGACAAAACCAUCGCCAUCGUGGACGGAAGCGGCGUCCUCUACGACCCAAACGGCAUCGACCGGUCCGAGCUGCUCCGCCUCGCCAAAAACCGGCUCAUGGUCUCCCACUUCAACCAACAACUCCUCGGUCCAGGCGGAUUCCUCGUCCUCGUGGACGACGCUGAUGUGCGCCUUCCGGACGGCACCGUCGUCGAAAACGGCAUGAACUUCCGCAACAACUUCCACCUCGAACCCCUCGCCUCCGCCGACCUUUUCGUCCCCUGUGGCGGCCGCCCCGCCUCCGUCAACCUGUCGAACGUGGACCGCCUCAUAUCCGGCCCAAACAACAAACCCCUCUUCAAAUACGCCGUAGAAGGCGCCAACCUGUUCUUCACCCAGGAGGCUCGAAUCAAACUCGAGUCUGUCGGCGUCAUCCUGUUCAAGGACUCCUCCGCCAACAAAGGCGGCGUCACCUCCUCCAGCGCCGAAGUACUCGCCUCUCUGUGCAUGAACGACGAAGAGUACUCCCGCCUCAUGUGCGUCAAAGACGAUGUCGUCUCUGACUUCUACAAAGAAUACGUCGUCGAUAUUCAAAACCGCAUCAAGGCCAACGCUCGAGCCGAAUUCGAGUGUCUGUGGACCGAGUCCACCAAACCAGGCGCCCCUCCCCUCUGCAUCCUUUCCGACGGCAUUUCCGAACGCAUCAACCAGCUCAACUACCAAAUCCGCGACUCGGAACUGUGGAACAACCAAAAACUCGUCAAACAGGUCUUCAGCGAAGUCAUUCCCCAAACCCUCCAGCGCGAAUUCACGCUCGACAAAAUCUUCUCCAGACUUCCCAAAUCCUACGUCGACGCCACCCUCAGCUCCUACUUGGCCGCCAGCUACGUCUACACUCACGGGCUCAGCAACAACGAAUUCGCGUUCUAUCAGUUCAUGCAAAAAUACUUCGUCUCCCCGAACUAGCCGCCCGUCGAAGAGUUGCCUCGCUCUAAUUCGGAAGACCUCCCCGUGUACAACGCCAUCUGAGCUAUAAAAAAUGAGCGACCAACUUUC